Messenger RNA from Penicillium brevicompactum, 1059 nucleotides. RefSeq names its product FAD-dependent oxidoreductase. Bases 1 to 1059 code for a protein of 352 amino acids. The record is from RefSeq and is a predicted model, not a curated record. Gene Ontology annotation, molecular function: FAD binding; D-amino-acid oxidase activity. The transcript has 5 exons. NCBI's taxonomy places the organism in Eukaryota, Fungi, Ascomycota, Eurotiomycetes, Eurotiales, Aspergillaceae.
AUGAAACACGACUCUAUCGUGAUCGUUGGCGCCGGCGUGAUUGGAUUAAACGUCGCACUAGUACUCGCUGAGAAAGGUCAUGGCCAACACACCACUAUAAUUGCAGAGCACCUUCCUGGGGAUACAUCUAUAAACUACACAUCACCAUGGGCCGGUGCCAACUUCUCUGCGAUAUCUGCGAGUGACGACAACGCCUUGCGUUGGGAUAAGCUUGGAUACACUCAUCUGCUUGGCCUAGCGGCAAAGGAUGGAGAGAAUUCAUUUGUGAAGGAGACAUCCUCGGUUGAGUAUUGGGACGAGCUGCCUCCUGCUACGAAGAUAGACUCUAUGGCUGGGUAUCUCAAAGACUUCAGACGGCUUCCCACUGACGAACUCCCUUCUGGGGUUGCAUUCGGGAUAACGUUUACCACUGUGACAAUCAAUGCACCAUUGCAUAUCAAGUAUCUUCUCGAAAAGCUUACCCAGGAGAACGGUGUUCAGGUUAUCCGCGGAACGCUUUCAAAAAUUACAUCAGGUUUCCUCAGUCCGAGCACAAGGGUGGUUUUCAACUGUACUGGAAAUGCAGCAAAGCAACUAGAAGGAGUACAGGAUUCAAAGUGCUUUCCAACCAGAGGACAAAUCCUUCUCGCAAAAGCUCCCCAGAUUCAGCAAAAUACCAUGAGACACGGCAAGGACUACGAAACCUACGUGAUUCCUCGGCCCUACUCCAACGGCAAUGUGAUUCUGGGUGGAUUCAUGCAAAAGGGCGUCAGCACCGCGGAUACAUUUGGUGAAGAAACGGAAUCCAUUCUGAGUCGUACUAAAGCAAUGUUGCCUGCUUUGGAUUCAUCCAAUACCGAGAUCUUGGGUGCAUUCUCUGGACUACGCCCAUCUCGCCAAGGAGGUGCUCGGGUUGCUAGGGAGGAUUUAACGCCGGAUGGAAUGAAUCGCCAGAGAGUAGUUGUACACAACUAUGGUGCUGGUGGAACGGGAUUCCAAGCUGGAUACGGAAUGGCUGUUGAAGCGGUUGACACUGUAACACGAGAACUCCAAGGAAUUUUCCCGCAAUCACAUCUCUAG